ACUAGCACACACGGUGCCCUGACUCGGUUCACAGUGGCACACAGUGUGGAAGGAGCUGCGGCUGGAUGUCACAGGGAAAUACUGCAAUAAUCCGUAAAUGUGAUCAAAAAAUAUUGGACUUCAAAAAAAUCUCCAGGAUAAUCUGACACACGCAGGGAGAACCUUCAAACUUCUUUGGAAUAAUAUCUUAAUUUGAUCCAUAAGGUGUAUAAGUUAACGAUGUUGCCAUAUUGCUCCCUCCUGCUGUUGCUAUGCGUGGCUCGGCUGCUCUCCACCUCCUCGGCCCUGCCCUUCGAGCAGAGAGGCUUCUGGGAUUUUGCCAUGGACAGCAUGGACAGCGGCGGGAUGAUGACGAUGAUGAGGGAUGAGGAAGAAGGCUCGGCUGUAGAGGAGAUCCCCGGCCCUGACAUACCCAUGUGCCCCUUCGGCUGCCACUGUCAGCUCAGGGUCGUCCAGUGUUCUGACCUCGGUCUGACUGAGGUGCCAAAGAAUAUUCCUCCAGACACCAAGUUCCUGGACCUGCAGAACAACCGCAUCACUGAGCUGAAAGAGAAUGACUUCAAAGGCCUGACUAACUUAUAUGCUCUGUCUCUGAGGAAUAACCUUAUUUCCAAAGUCCACCCCAGAACAUUUGUGCCUCUGAAGCACAUGCAGAAGCUCUACUUCUCCAAGAAUCUGCUGACCACUAUUCCCAAGAACUUGCCGGCCUCUCUGGUUGAGAUGAGGAUCCACGAGAACCGCAUCAAGAAGGUGACAGCUGGAGCCUUCGCAGGACUGGGCAACAUGAACUGCAUAGAAAUGGGAGCAAACCCCAUCUAUAACAGCGGGUUUGAGCCUGGAGCCUUCAAGGGACUGAAACUGAAUUAUCUGCGUAUAUCAGAGUCCAAAUUAACUGGGGUGCCAAAAGAUCUCCCAGACAGUCUCCAUGAGCUUCAUCUGGACAACAACCAGAUCCAGGCUGUGGAACUGGAGGACCUGAGCCGCUACAAAAACCUGUACAGGUUGGGCCUUGGAUUUAACCAUAUCCGUAACAUAGAGAACGGCAGUCUGUCCUUCGUUCCCAGGCUGAGAGAGCUGCAUCUGGACAACAACCGCCUCACUUGUGUUCCCAAAGGCCUCCCAGAUAUGAAAUACCUACAGGUGGUGUACCUCCAUUCCAACAACAUCGACCAGGUGAGCGUGGAUGACUUCUGCCCUCGAGGAUUUGGGAUGAAGAGGACGUUCUACAACGGCAUCAGCUUGUUUGCUAACCCUGUCAACUACUGGGAGGUGCAGCCCGCAACGUUCCGCUGUGUCAGCGAUCGUCGGGCUAUUCAGUUUGGCAACUACAAAAAGUAAAGACAGGGGGAUACAGAGAGAUGGAGAAAGUGAGAGGAAGGUGAUGGCGGAGGAGCAGAUAAUUUAAAUAAGGAAAAAAAAAUGAGAGAUGGAGGGAAGGGAGUUCAUAUUUGAGAUCAUUAUCUUUAUUAUUAUUGUUUUUGGAGAGAGGAUGAGUGACGGGGAGGAGGGGCAAUAAACUGAUGAAAUAGAAAGAGAAGUGAAAAAUGCAAUCACAUAACUUGAAGGGAGUGGAAAACAAAGUGCUGGCAGUACUUCACCUGAGUUUUUCUCAUUUUUGAAUUUUAAGGUUUUGAAAGUUUUGCCAUUUGAAAUGGAUAAAACAGAGAAGAAUGUCUGAGAAGAUUGUUUUCGAUGAAAAAUGGGAACUUGUGUUUUAAUUCCAUACUUUUUACACAAUAGUGCUUGUUGAGAUAGAUGUCUCUUUUAUAUUACCAAUUUGGUUUAGAAGUAAAACAAAUAAAUAAAUAGAAAAGCAAUGCAUUAUAGUUUUUUUAUACUUUGUGUGUGUGUGCUGAUUUGGGAGGUACAUCACGUUGCCCCUGUUUAACUGAUCUGAAGCCAUUUGGCCCUCAACUCUGUGAUCAAAUGAUACUGUAUUCAUCACCAGUAGUCACAGAUUUGGGGGCAAUUUCCACCAUUUACAGAAACAAAAAUAACUGCACAUAGUGUAGAAACUAUUAUUCAAGUUUACCAGUUCAAAUACAUUUUUGUACAUAUGAAAGUUGACUGAUAAAAAGGGCAAUAAGUACAUUUUAAAAUCAUCCUCAUCAGUGCUAAACAUCGUUUCUAACUGAACCACCAGCCUGCCUGUGUAAGGAGUCUAUUCUGUGCCUUUACUAAAUAUUAUGCUGUCUGCAUGGUACUUUAAUACAGUGGUAGUGGGGUUUUUGCCCCAGUUAGAGACAACACACAUCCGCUUUGCUUUGAGACAAUGAAGGCAGUGUGUUCGCAUAGUGCUACAAACAAUAGUAUAGUGUUGAUGCAUUGUUUUGCACAGUUCUUUCUGUUAUGCUUCAUCUGCUUCAGGGUUAUUGGAGGGUUAGCCUGUUUACAUUGGUAGACCUAUGUGCAACUAUACUUUAGCCAUUAGUAUUCUGUCCUGUCUCGGUUCUGUAACCUGAUAAACUGCUGCAUGUGAAUAAAGACAUUUUUAGCCUGCUGCAUAAAGCCAGAGAACAACUGAUGCCCAUGGGUUGGAUGCUGUGUGAGAAAUAAAGAAGAAAUAGCAAAAGUGGCAAACAUUUGAUGAAUACAUCCAAAAGUCUAAGCAGAGGCAUUAUGUGACAACAACUGAUUCUUUGGACAUUCGUGGGAUUCAAUCCUAAAGUGAGAGUUUGUGAUAUUGUAAUCAAUAUUGGCUUGAUGUUUGUCUUCAAUUUGAAUCCAUGAUAAGCAUUUCAUCUGACAUCUUUAAAUGGAAAAUAAAGUCCAAAUAGUAA
This is a messenger RNA of Anarrhichthys ocellatus (wolf-eel), 2780 nucleotides long. RefSeq names its product biglycan b (gene bgnb). Lineage: Eukaryota; Metazoa; Chordata; Actinopteri; Perciformes; Anarhichadidae. Gene Ontology annotation, molecular function: protein binding. The transcript has 8 exons. Bases 220 to 1338 code for a protein of 372 amino acids. The record is from RefSeq and is a predicted model, not a curated record.